Messenger RNA from Drosophila subpulchrella, 2860 nucleotides. Its product is annotated as ATP-binding cassette sub-family G member 1. Bases 572 to 2860 code for a protein of 762 amino acids. Gene Ontology annotation, molecular function: ATP binding; ABC-type transporter activity; ATP hydrolysis activity. NCBI's taxonomy places the organism in Eukaryota, Metazoa, Arthropoda, Insecta, Diptera, Drosophilidae. Gene Ontology annotation, cellular component: plasma membrane. The transcript has 12 exons. The record is from RefSeq and is a predicted model, not a curated record.
CGCGAACGAGCGAUGCGAUCGGCAGCGCACCCCAAACAUUAUUUAUAUAGCGAGUGUCGGGAAAAAUCGAGACAUACAGAAAAUCGAAGCACAUUAUGUAUAGCACACGCAAUUGAAAUUAAUUCACGCGUCGCUGCCCAUCUGCAUAAGUUCAAUGGAAGCGGAGGCAAAAGCCGGAGCAAAAGCAAAGCCCACAAGACCGAGAAGAAAUGUGUGAAGAAAGUGCAACAAAAUCAAAUUAAGAAAUCAACAGAAAAAAAAGUGCGCCUAACAACAAUAAAACAAUUAUCUCGUGUUCGUACAUUUGUUAACCAAAGGUUAAUUAAGGAGACUGCAAUUAUUUCGAGUUGCAGUUACGUUAAAAAUACGAAAAACAUUGCCUUUGUGAUUAUGUGUUUUCAUUCAUAAACUUUUGUUCUGUGUCAAUUUUUACGUCGUCUUGGGCAGAAUCCAAAAUAUUUGUACACCAUAACCGAGAACAAGAAAUUAAAAUCCGAAAAAAGAACAGCUGAAGAACUUGCAGUCAACAGAGCUAUCCCCUGACCAGACAUAUUAAGAAAUCCCUGCAAAUAUGACACUCUUGCCAGAUAUCAAGGCUUCAGAUGCCGCCUGUUGUGUGGGUGGGGCAAAUAGUGAUGCCAGCAGCAGUUCUGGUGGCAGCCACAAAGGAAAUCACCACGAAAGUGGUUGCCUGGGCAUCAAUUGUUGCACCACCGCAGCCAGUUCGGAGUUGUCCAUCGAUGACACCUCAUCGAACUCGUCAAGGGGUUCCUCUAACUUGGCCACCAAGGUGACCAAUGACCUGAAUGGAUUCCAGAAGCCAAACUAUCAUCAGGCAGUGGCCCAUGCCAAUUUCGAUCACUGCGAUCCCGUGGAUAUUGAGUUCUCCGAUGUGAGAUACACAGUGAAGAAGUUCUCGUUUCCGGAAAGGAAAUUCGUCACCAAGGAAAUCCUCCAUGGUCUCAAUGGCAGUUUUCGCUCUGGCGAACUCACAGCAAUUAUGGGGCCCUCGGGAGCUGGCAAAAGUACGCUUUUAAAUGUCAUGUCCGGUUUUUGUUCCACUGGAGUGUCGGGGAAUAUACGGGUAAAUGGAAAGCCAAUGGCUCCCAGCUCGGAAAGAUUCCGCCAAAUGCUGUGCUACAUCCAUCAGGAUGAUCUUCUGCGUCCACAGUUAAUGGUCGGAGAGAUAAUGCUGCUCGCGGCUCAUUUGAAACUCGGCUUCAAGGUCACAAAAGCCUAUAAACUGGAUCUGAUCAAACACAUCUUAUCGCUGUUGGGUCUGGACCAUCGCUACAAUGUGCCCACAGGGAAGCUUUCGGGUGGACAGAAGAAGCGACUCGCAAUCGCUCUGGAGCUGAUAAGUAAUCCUCCCGUACUAUAUCUGGACGAGCCGACGACGGGUUUGGAUAGCUCAUCGUGCAGUUCGUGUGUGGCACUGCUAAAGAAACUGGCGUCACAGGGUCACACGAUAGUAUGCACGAUCCAUCAGCCCAGUGCCCUGAUCUUCGAGAUGUUCGAUAAGCUAUAUACCGUGGUGGAUGGCCACUGUAUGUACCAGGGUCCGGUGAGGGAACUGGUUCCAUUCCUGGCCGAUCAGCAACUCGACUGCCCGAGUUAUCACAAUCCAGCCGAUUAUCUACUGGAAGUGGCCGUGGGCGAGCAUCAACGUGACCUGAAUGAACUAAUCCAUGCGGCCAAUAAAAAGUAUUACGAGGAUGUCGAUCGCUAUCGCUAUAUGAGCAGUGCCGAUAUGUCACGCCUCGUGGCAUCAAUUAAAGACAACAUUGACGGUAGGUCGCUGGGAAAAUCCAGUCGUGAGCUGCCGACAGUUGCGCUGGCGCAAUUCUCCAGCUUCGAUUAUGUGAAAGCAUCGCCGCAGGAAUUGGCUCUGGAGGAGAUCAAGGCACUUAGUGGUCCCACAGAGGUUGUGGACCCAGAUCAUCUGGAGAAAAGUCUGCAGCAACAGCCGCCAGCUGUCAAUGCCAAAGAGCUUGCCAAGCCCCCGAGUGCCAUCAGAUCGGCCUCGUUCCUCAUGCAGUAUCUACUCCUGAUGCAGCGCAUCUUGAUCUGUGCCAAACGAAAUUACUUUCUUCUGCUGGCCCGCAUCUUUUCGCACAUUUUCAUUGGAGUCGUCUUUGGCUAUCUGUACAUGAACGUGGGCAACAAUGCCCAGAGUGUGCUGGGAAAUUACGUGUAUCUCUAUGGUUCCACGCUGCUCUUGGUCUACACCGGCAAAAUGGCUGUGGUCUUGACAUUUCCGCUGGAAAUUGACAUGCUGACACGGGAGCACUUCAAUCGCUGGUACAAACUGGGCCCCUACUUCCUCUCGCUGAUCUCCUUCGAAAUACCCUUCCAGAGUCUCUGUACCGCCAUGUACAUCAUCAUAAGCGUCCAUCUCACCGGCAAUGAUGUCGUGGAUUCAUUCCGGAUCUAUUACUUUAUGCUGCUAGGCAUAAUGGCCUCAUUGAGUGCUCAGGCCUGGGGCUUUUUCGUGGGAGCCACGCUGCCAACUAAGCUUGCCGUUUUUCUGGGACCCAUUCUGGCGGUGAUGUUCUCCGUUUUUGGAUUCUGCACACGCUAUAUUGACAUCACUCCCCUUUUCCGAUGGAUGUGGCACUUGAGCUAUUUCCGCGCUGGAUUCCACGGGGCGUUGAAUGCCAUCUAUGGGAUGGAUCGACCUUUCCUGGAGUGUCCGGACACUGCGAUGUACUGUCAUUUCCGCAGCCCGAAGGUUUUCCUCAAGUACAUGAUGAUAUCGGACGUGCACAUGUCCGAUUGUCUAAUCCUCAUGGGAACCGUGAUAGGAGUCAUGCACGUGCUGACCAUCAUAACACUGUGGCACAAGCUCAACAGACGAUAG